CUCUGCAUCAGAGCUGGGGGCUGCUCUCUAAGGGCUUCAUGUUUAGAGCAUUUUAUGUUUCAGAGACGAGGAAACAGUUGCAGCCAUGACUCAGUUUUCAGAACUUCAUGAUGCUUCGUCUAAACCAUGGACUCAGCUCAGUUCCUUCACAGCUUUAGUUUUCCUUCUUCUAACACAAAACUGUUCAGGUCUUCCCCAGGUGGUCGGUCCGUCUCAGCCGGUCCUGGCAACGGUUGGUGAUGACGUUAUUUUGUCGUGUCGGCUGGAACCUGCCGUUGAUGCUUCAGACAUGUCCAUAGAGUGGUCCAGAGAAGACCUAGACCCUUCAUAUGUCUAUGUGUGGUGGGAUAAAGAGGAACUGGAAAGUUCCAAACAUCCUGAUUAUAAAGGAAGAACUUCAUUGUUAUUUAGUAAACUGGAGUUUGGAGACGUUUCACUGAAAAUCUCCAAAGUGAAACUGUCUGAUAAGGGAAAAUACAGAUGCUUCAUUCCUACACUGGGUGAAGGAUCUACUGUUGAACUGGUUGUUGAGGAUGUGUUUCUGUCCCAGUCCAGUUACAUCCUGAUUAUAGUUGGGUCAGCUGCUGCCUUCAUCCUCUUAAUUCUAGCAGUUGUUUUUUUUGUUCGCACAACAAGACAAAACAGGAAAAGGACGACUUUGGUAAAUGAAAAGCAAGAAGAGCUUGAACUAGUCCAGGGUGAGAAACAGAAGUUUCUGUACACCAAAAGAAGUUUGAUAGAUGAGAAGCUGAAGUUGAUGAAGACUGAGAGGAAACUGAAUAAUAAGAUCCAGAACAAGAUCCAGGAGCUGGAUGAAAUGAACUUUGAUACCAACUCUGACCCUACUGGGAGUGAUGAGAAGAAUCUACAGGAAGAGUUAGAGAAGCUCCAGGAUGAGAAGCAGAAGUGGAUGAAGACUGUUGUAAACCUGAAGACAGAACUCCAGAACAUGAACCAGGAGCUGGAGCUGGCAGGACCCAUAACUGUAGAAGAAGUCAGUGAAUACGGCCGCUACAUUCGUCUCAAGAACAUUUCCUCUGAGGAGAUAAAACUGGGAGGCUGGAAGUUAGAACUACAGAUUAACAACAGAGAACCAAACAUAUUGAUGUUUGAUGAGUCAUUAAAACUUCAGGCUGGAAAGAUUCUCACUAUACGGGACCCAUUAUGGUUCUUCAAACAUCCUGAUGAUGUUGAUCUGGUGCGGUCAGACAUGAUGUACUGGAGGCCUGAAGACGAACUGCAGAUGAAGCUCAUCAGCAACAAUGGAGAGAUCUUCAGACUGCUGUAAUGUGAAUAAACAUGAGAAACAUCUUUUUUAUUUCUGCAUUCAUCAAAGUGAGCCUUUGUUUUUUUUAUAAAUAUCAAAUUCAACUCUUUUAUCAUUUAGAUUUUAUUUUCUAAAACUUGCUUUCAAAUGUCCAUUUUGUAUUUUUAUCUAAUUGUUAAGGAAUUGUGUGAUGUGGAGAGAAGAAUCAGGAGACAGACUCAGAGACUCUCUGAGACUCAGAUGCUGAUGCUGAGAAUAAGGUUUACUGAUAUCAGGAGAAAUGAUAGAGAGUAACACAGUGAUGAGAGCAGCGGCAGCAUCACUUCUGAGGAGUCUCUCUGGCCUUGGCUUUAUAUGGAGUUGGAGGAAUGUCAAAUGUAGGUUACAGUCCAAGUAUAGUGACAUCUUUGUUCAUUAAUGGACAGUAAUAUAGUCAUGUUUUCUUUACAGCAGUUGUCUCUCACUCACAUGUCUUCCUUGGCAGGCGUCUGUCUGUCUCAUAUUAGGAACAGAGAGUUCAUAAACAUGUUUACAGCCUCAAUUUAGGAGAAACAGGGUAAAGAGUGACAGCCUGUAGAGUAGUUUGGGGUGACUUGGUACCUACACUUGAUUUAAGGAUCUAAGGUGACUGCAGCUGGCAGAAGUAGCGGCAGAUGGGAUGUCAUAAACUAACAGCUGUGAGGAAUUUCCUGAGUCAUGAGAAAGAGUCAUUUUUCCUUCACAUUUAUUAAAUCCAUGUUCAGUUCUGUGGAAAACUCAUUAGGAUUGUUGUUUUAUCAAAGUUGUAAUGAACAGAAGAUACAACAGAGAAGACCAGAAAUAUGUACAACAUUAAAACAAUCAGAACAAAACGUCUUCUACAGGUUAAAGUCAGUUUUUAGCUUCACCUCCUUUUGCUCUUCUUCAAACUUCAUGUGUCGACUGUCUUCAGGUUUUCUUCAGUAAUCUUGUAUUUCAUUGAAUAAAUCUUUUUUUUGCCACUUAA
Messenger RNA from Acanthochromis polyacanthus (spiny chromis), 2252 nucleotides. Its product is annotated as myelin-oligodendrocyte glycoprotein-like. The transcript is spliced from 11 exons. NCBI's taxonomy places the organism in Eukaryota, Metazoa, Chordata, Actinopteri, Pomacentridae. The record is from RefSeq and is a predicted model, not a curated record. The coding region runs from base 86 to 1288 and encodes 400 amino acids.